AUGGUACCCUAAGCACAAUGCCUGCAAUAGCCUCUGAAUCGAACCUUCAGCACGCCCCUCAUUCCUCACACACAGACCCUGGAAAACAGAACCCGGCCAUUCCUUCUGCAUGGGGACCAAAGCUCCCACCUCUACCCCCUACCUCCCUUCCUACAGCCAGCACUAACGAAAGCACACACGAGACCACUGGACACCCAAAACAACACACCACCUCGGGGGCCCUGUGCUUACCUCCCUGCAGAAAUGUUCCACAAGCCAUGCACCGCUCGACCGGGCCCACUAUGGAAUGUAAUGCUGCCUCCUGAGGAUAUCCGAUCACUGACCAUGCCCUGGCGUUACUAUAACCGCACUCGGACGCCUUUAAGGGGUGGGAUGCAAGCCUCUCAUGAGGUCUAA
Pelobates cultripes (western spadefoot toad) is the source of this 396-nucleotide messenger RNA. NCBI's taxonomy places the organism in Eukaryota, Metazoa, Chordata, Amphibia, Anura, Pelobatidae. The record is from the annotation of a GenBank genome assembly.